Lycium barbarum (goji berry) is the source of this 1842-nucleotide messenger RNA. RefSeq lists its product as uncharacterized. The record is from RefSeq and is a predicted model, not a curated record. The transcript has 8 exons. NCBI's taxonomy places the organism in Eukaryota, Viridiplantae, Streptophyta, Magnoliopsida, Solanales, Solanaceae. Bases 264 to 1520 code for a protein of 418 amino acids.
CUACCAAAAGUAAUCAGCACUAAUGGACUGCUAGAUACGGUUUUUUCCCUUCAUAAAAUUUAUCCCCUAAACAGGCUACGGUUAUUCUCAAAAUAUCCAAGAAAAAAGAACAUUUUAUUUCAAGCAAAGCAAACACACCUGCCAUCUAACUUUUGGUACUUUCCUUUGAAAUAUCAGAAAAAAACAGUUAAACUUGCUGCCACGUUUAUUACAGGAAAAAAACAACUCCAAGUGAAGAUCAGAGUAAUAACGAAGACCUGAAAAUGGGAAAUUCUCAGUCGAAUUCCACGAAUCCACGAUUUGCUUUAGCUAAGAGAGCCUUCACUGAGAAGAAACUAGAAGACCUGAAAUCGUUGUUCGAUUCAUUAGCUGCACAAUCUCAGAGCAAUGGACAAUACAUUUCUAAUUCCGUUUUCAAGGUGUAUAUUGGAGUUGAAGGGCCUUUGGGUGAUAGAAUGUUUGAUUUGGUUACCCAGAAACGUAAGGAUCAAAAACUUACAUUUGAAGACCUUGUCAUUGCUAAAGGAACGUAUGAGAAAGGGACAAAUAAUGAUAUUGAAGAGUUUAUCUAUCAGUUGUUAGAUGUCUUUGAUGAUGGCAUUGUUGGAAGAUCAGAUCUGGAAGCUGUCUUGACUGAAGUACUCAGAAAUAUAUUUUCUCACGAGAGCCAUCAAUCUGAACCUAGUUCAGAGAGGGAACUUCUCGACAUUUUCCUUAAUGCUGCAAAUUUAACAACGGAUGAUAAAGAAAGCGCUGAAAGCUGUAUGUCUUUCGAGGAAUUUAGAAGCUGGUGUGCCCGUCUUCCAUCAGUAAGGAAGUUUCUUGGAACUCUGUUGUCUCCACGUCAUUCAGGCUCUGAGGUUCCUAUGCUAGUAUACCCAGAAAAUAUUGAUCCUGCCGUAAUAUUGUUGAGAAAGGAAUAUGCUUGGCAUAUAGGCGGGGCCCUCCCCCAAGACGAGCUGCAUGAAUGGAGACUUUUGUAUCACAGUACAGUACAUGGCCUAAGUUUCAGUACAUUCCUGGGGGAUAUUUCAGAUGACAAAGGGCCAACUUUAUUGAUAAUAAAAGAUAAAGAAGGCUAUAUUUACGGGGGUUAUGCAUCUCAGCCAUGGGAGAGGCAUGCUGACUUUUAUGGGGACAUGAAGUCUUUCCUCUUCCAGCUAUACCCAAAGGCAUCGGUUUACCGUCCUACUGGAGCGAACUCUAAUUUACAGUGGUUUGCUAUACAUUUUAGUUCUGAUAGCAUCCCCAAUGGCAUUGGAUUUGGAGGACGAGCUCACCACUUCGGCUUGUUCGUCUCAGCUAACUUUGACCAGGGGCAUACUUUCACCUGCACUACCUUUGGCAGUCCUAGCUUGUCAAAGACCCAAAAAAUCAUCCCAGAAGUGAUAGAAUGCUGGGGAGUAGCGAUAAAAAGACCUCAAGAUAAUCAGGAUCGACUUCAAGGUACUGUGUUAGAUAGAUUUAAAGAGGAUCGUCAUAUGCUUAACAUGAUUGGACUUGCAAAUUCUAGUCAGUGAUGUGCCUGCGUCCACUCAACUUAUCUGAAGUUGAGGCACUUGCUGUGUUUCCUCUUUACUUGCUUCUUCUGCUCAAUUAGCACGGUUUGGCUUGCAAAUUCGAGAGUUUAUUAUCUUGCAUGUAAUUUAACAAUGUAUCGUGUUAUUACAAUGUAAUUGAGUAAAAUAAUCAAUAGAUGCCCAACCCUGUGUACGCACAAAUAGCACCUAAAUUGUAAUUUAAGCUUUUGGAAUCAUUCCUAUCCGUCGAGUGUGGGCUGAUUCAACAAGCCAUUAUGCCAUCAUUGUUAAUAGUAGUUAUCAUUUUGAUAUAUUGUCAUGA